This is a messenger RNA of Trifolium pratense (red clover), 2369 nucleotides long. RefSeq lists its product as uncharacterized. The record is from RefSeq and is a predicted model, not a curated record. The coding region runs from base 753 to 2171 and encodes 472 amino acids. NCBI's taxonomy places the organism in Eukaryota, Viridiplantae, Streptophyta, Magnoliopsida, Fabales, Fabaceae. The transcript has 10 exons.
AUAAAUCACAUUUUAUUUUUGCUACCGCAUUUUCGAUGCCUCCGUUUCGUGUCGCCUUUUGGCGGUUUUAACCUUCUUUUUUUUUCGGUUUCGAAGAUUCACUCACUCACUCCUCUCUCUAUUUCUCUAUCUCUCUCUCUCUCCUCUACACUGUGCUGUGCGAGAUUCCAUCUUCAAAACCUAGUUCUUCAUCUUCGCUCGUUACUACUGCUAAGGUAAUCUGAGAUAUGAAAAUUGUGAAUUGGGAAGUCAAGUUAGAGAUCUUUCUGGGGAUUAUUAUAGAGUGAAAUAGAUGAGCUUUUGUUAAGGUGAAGUGGAUGAACACUUGGAUGGCGCCACAUAGGAUCCUUAGACUUGUUUGUGUAGAUGGAAUGAUGGUGCAUUAGUAGGGUUCCUCCUUGUGAUCUUAUGCCGCAGAAAUGCAGUUACAGAAGUGGGUCCUCUGGAUAGAAAAGAUUUAUCUUGGAUUAGUAGCGGAUGUUGUUUAAUCCCAUGUAAUCAGGUGUUGGCCAUGAUGGCCAUAACAAUUACGAUGAUACAAAAUUUGCAUACAUGCUUCCAAACACACUUAUAUGAUUGCCUACAAUAAUUCUUCAUUUUUUGUAUUUCAUUUAAGUUUAUACAAACAGUUUUAUUGUGACUGCUUAUUAUUUCCAAGUUUCUGCCCUACAGUUUGGAUACACGUGUAACAUGUAUUAGGAAUGGAUCAAGGAUAAAACAUAUACACGAGAUAACAUUCAAGAGAAUAUGUGAUGGACCGGGAUGAAUAUUUGCGGAAGUGUUCCAAUAUGAAAUGUCAAAGAGUUCAGGUGGAGGGAUCAUAUGUGCCUUCCCUUCAAGAUGAUGAAAUGGAAGUUGAACAUUUGUUUGAAGAGCCUAGAAAUGAUUAUGUUUCGUUGGAUGGUAGUUUAGCUUCUUAUACAGCUUUGAAUGACAAGGACGAUUUGCAACUUGAGGUCCUUGAUGAUUUCCUGGAUGAUGGAUUCCUGGAUGAUGUUGAAAUCGACAAUUUUGAAGGAACUGAUGGUUUCUCUGAUGCACGUGGAGGGUAUUUCUUAGAUUUUGAUUUUGCCAAAGUUGAGUUACUAGGUUCUGGUGCUAAUGAAGACUCGCCUGUGGAAAACUCAAAUUCGGAAAGUCAAUCUCCUGGAGUUAGUGGAAGUAGCACUGUUGGUGGGAUAUCAGAAUCAACAAAAGUACUACCAAAUAGUACACAAUCUAAAUGCAAAAUUGAAUCUCUAGAUGAGACUGGCCCCCAUGAUACAAAUGGUAUCAUCAGGAACAAUCCAAGUCAACCAUCAAAUGUAGAUUGCAUGUACAACAUUUCACUUGAUAUACAGCAUCUGCAUGAGUUGAAUAACGGUUAUCCUUUAGCUGGUGGUAUAUUGUCUUGUAAGAAGGAAAAUGUUACUGUUGAAAAUUGCCAAUCUGCUCCACCUAGAGAGAAGAGAUUCCGAAAGCCUACACAGAGGUAUAUUGAAGAAUCUUCAACUUUAAAGUCAAAAGAAAAGGUACGAACUACUGGUGCAAAAAAGAAACGACGAAGUGUGUCAUGUAGUGAACUUCAUACCAGAACUAAAAGAUUGGAAAAUAUUCCAAUCGAAAAGUUUAGUGACAAUAUUCCAAUCGAAAAGUUUAGCGAUUCUGAUAGUGAUGUGACACUUUCUGAGUUACAACACUGCAUGAAGUAUCCAAAGAAAGAGAAACUAGACUAUGACUAUGAGUCUUUUUCCUCGGAGGAGUCCUCGGAUGAAGAAUUGACACCAAAAAGAUGUAGAACAAAAGAUCGAAGAAAGAAUCAAAGGAUGUGGACAACCUCUGAAGUGACGAAGUUGAUGGAUGGUAUAUCUGAAUAUGGAGUUGGUCGAUGGACUGAUAUACAGAGGUUUUUGUUUUCUGCUGCAGGCUACCGAACUCCCACAGAUAUCAGGGACAAGUGGCGUAACCUUUUACGAGCCUGUUCAUCACAGAGAUUCAACAAGAAAGAAGAGGGCGAACAAGAUGACGAGAAUUCCCCUCGAACCUUACCUCUUAGUGUGGCAAGCCGAGUGCUGGAAUUGUCUAAAAUUCAUCCAUACCCAAAUCGACGAAACAAAAAGAGAUCAUUUCCUGGCAUUGCUAAUCAAAGCAAUCGUUCAAGAAGAAAUGUACGUAGGAAGAAGUGUACUUAGAAGCAAAACUCCAUGUGUAAAACUAUCCAGUGAAUCCAUAGUCAAAAGAAUCUUGUUGAAAUUUAGGUAUCACAUUUGCACAAUUUUGUACUUUCAAGCAAUUUCUGCUUGUACAUCUACAGAGGCAUAGAAAUUUCAAAUUGUAAACUUGAGGAGUCAUUGGUUAGCCUACAUAUGUUUCCAAUCCUUAAUGCCUAA